AUGACAGAGAAGACAACAUUCAGCGAUGUCGACUACGCUUCGCACAAGGAGCAAAAGGAGCAAAAGGAACAGAUCUACCACGAGGAAGCCCCUGCUCGCCAGGCGUCUGUCGCCCUCAACAUUGUUGACAACCCUCUGAGACGUACUAACAAGGAACAAACCGUUCUCGAUGCUCGCACCUUCGCCGAAAGCCAUGGCAUGGCUGAAGACGCCGCUCUUUUUGGCAGAGCUGCUCUUGUCGCGCGAGACCCUGAACGUUUCGAAACAAUCCUCGACCUUACAGAGGAAGAGCGCGCAGCACUUAUCUACGAAAGAGAUCACAAAUGGCACGGACCUAAGAUGCUCUGGUACUCGAUCGGUCUGUGUGCCAUCGGUGCUGCAACACAAGGGUGGGAUCAGACUGGUUCGAACGGAGCCAACUUGUCUUUCCCUGAAGAAUUCCAUAUCGAGAAUCGCCCUUGGUUGAUUGGUCUAAUCAAUUCUGUCAUCUUCUUGACCGCUGGUCUUAUUGGUGCUUUCAUCGUUGAUCCUCUCAACAAAUACCUCGGCAGAAGAGGUGAAAUCUUCCUCACGGCUGCCUGCUUGACUGCAACUCCUAUCGGCUCCGGCUUCGCACAGUCAUGGCAAGGCCUGUUUGCAGCACGCUUUAUUAUGGGCAUUGGUAUUGGCGCGAAGAACGCCACGGUUCCUAUCUACUCGGCCGAGAUGGCUCCGGCUCGUAUUCGUGGAGCGCUUGUCAUGUUCUGGCAACUCUGGGUCGUCAUUGGUAUCUUCCUUGGCUUCUGCGCAAACGUCAUUGUCAAAGAUGUGCCUCGAAUUGCAUGGCGUCUUCAGCUUGGGUCUGCGUUUAUCCCGUCAUUUAUCCUCAUGGCCGGUAUCUUCUUCUGUCCCGAAUCACCCCGUUGGCUGAUGAAGCACGGUAAAGUCGCCCAAGGCUUCAAGUCAAUGGUCUCCCUACGCGCUCAUCCCAUCAUUGGCGCAAGAGACUACUAUUACUCCUACGUUAUUUACGAAGAGGAGCUCAAGGUUGCUAGCGGUUCGACCUACUUCACACGUAUGAGAGACUGCUUCACGGUACCUCGUAUCAGAAGAGCCAACUAUGGUGCCUCGACCGUCAUGAUCGCCCAACAGAUGUGCGGCAUCAACAUCAUCUCCUUCUACAGUUCAACCAUCUUCACAAACGCCAACUACACAUCUGACCAAGCUCUUUAUGCGUCCCUGGGCUACGGUGCCAUUCAAGUCGUUUUCACCAUCCCGACACUCUUCUUGAUUGAUACGAAGGGCCGUAGAACAUUGUGUUUGAUAACCUUCCCUCUCAUGUGUAUAUUCCUGCUAGCUGCAGGCUUAUCUCUACUCCAACCCGAAUCAGUGGGUCCGUCUGCAAGAGUUGGGCCCGUUAUCCUCUUCGUCUAUCUCUUCACCAUCUGCUACUCGCUGGGUGAAGGACCAGUCGCCUUCCAAUACUCUGCCGAGGUCUUCCCCACCAUCCAGCGUGAACAGGGAAUGGCCUGGGCCGUCUGCAUCAACAACACCUUCGCUGGUAUUCUCAGUUUGACCUUCCCUGCUAUGGUGAAAGCCAUGUCACAGACUGGUGCCUUUGCCUUCUAUGCCGGACUCAAUCUGAUCGCCUGGUUCAUGAUCUUUGCUUUCGUCCGCGAGACCAAGCAACUCACAUUGGAGGAAAUCGACCAAGUCUUCUCGGUCCCCACCAAGACUUUCCUCAACUACGAAUUGACAACUUGGUUGCCAUAUUUCCUCAAGCGUCACGUUCUGUUCCAGAAGAGCACUCCCAAGCCCCCACCAAUCAUCGAGAAGGCCAGUUGGACUGAAACCGACACCGAGACCAAGACCCUAAACGCCUAA
Aureobasidium subglaciale EXF-2481 is the source of this 1863-nucleotide messenger RNA. RefSeq lists its product as uncharacterized. The transcript has 7 exons. Gene Ontology annotation, cellular component: membrane. NCBI's taxonomy places the organism in Eukaryota, Fungi, Ascomycota, Dothideomycetes, Dothideales, Saccotheciaceae. The record is from RefSeq and is a predicted model, not a curated record. Bases 1 to 1863 code for a protein of 620 amino acids. Gene Ontology annotation, biological process: transmembrane transport. Gene Ontology annotation, molecular function: myo-inositol:proton symporter activity.